AUGGCUUUUCAACCAUUAAAAAAGAUAAAGAGUAAUCAUCAUGAUGAUGACAACACCAUCAUUACAACAACAACAACAACAUCAACAACAUCAAUGCAAGUAGAUAGUAAUAAUUCAAUUGAUAGUCCUCUUCUUCUUCUUCCUUUUCCUCUUCCUACUCGUCCAUCUCUUUCAAUUGUAUUAAAAGGAAAAUACAUUAGAGAAAAGAUAUUUGGAUAUGUAAAAGAGAUAAAUGAGAUGAACAAGAUUGAUGAUGAAUGUCAAUCAACCAAAGGCAAAGAUAUCAUCAAGUUGGAUCAUUUAAAGAUGAUAUCUACUUUUGCAAUGCCAUGGAACUUUAUCAAACAUUACUUGCCCAAAAAGGACAGUGUAAUGGAAAGUAUAUCAAAAGUCAUUAAUAGAUAUUGUUGUCAUCGAAAUGCAACAAUGGAAACAUUCUUGCAUCUAUUGGAUUGGUCACCAGAAGAUUUUAAACCUCGAAAUAAAAUAGUUCCCUUGGUUGCCGGACUAGGACACACUGAAAUAUUUAAAUACCUAAUCAACAAUUAUUAUCCAAGACAAAUCAAUAUCGAAUCAAUAUCAGAAUCUGCUCAAACUGCAUCCUCAAAUGGUCACCUUUUAAUUGUACAACUAGUAUCUGCUAUGGAAGGUGUACUGUUCUCAACAGAUGCAAUGGAUUUGGCAGCUUAUAAUGGUCAUUUAAAUACUGUCAGAUAUUUACAUGAAAAUCGUACUGAAGGUGCCACAACCAAUGCUAUGGAUUCGGCAGCUCGGAACGGUCAUUUAAAUAUUUUAGAUUGGUUACAUUUUAAUCGUAGUGAGGGUGCCACAACCGAUGCUAUGGAUAUGGCAGCAGAGAACGGUCAUUUAAAUAUUUUAGAGUGGCUCCACACCAACCAAUCGACUAUAGGAUGUACCUCUGAUGCAAUGGAUAGGGCAAAAUCUCUUGAAAUCAUUCAAUUCCUUCAUCGAGCCGGGAAAACAUGCACAACUGCCGCCAUUGACAAUGCAUGUUCAAAUGGUGAUUUAGAUAUUGUUCAAUUCCUUUUUGAAAAUCGAACAGAAGGGUAUACCCAACAAGCUGUCAUCAAUGCAUGUAAAAGUGGAAACUUUGAUUUGAUAAAGUAUAUUAUUUCAAAUAGGAAUGAAAAAUGUACAACACAAGAAGUAGAUACUGUAAUAGGGAAUAAUUGUAGUUUGGAUAUUAUUAAACUCCUCGAUCAAGAAUGUACAAUUGAAGGUUUGAAAUAUGCAUUUGAAAAUGAUAGAUUGGAUAUUGUUGAAUACCUUUACCAGAAAUACCCAACAUCUACUCGUAUGUGGACUGGUGAGGCAUUUGAUGAAGCUGCCAGACAUGGUAAAUUAGAUUUUAUAAAGACUCUCCAUAAAAAUAAGACAAAAAUCAAAGUUACAACCAAUGCAAUGGAUAAUGCAGCUGCGAAUGGACAUAUUGAUGUUGUUAAAUUUUUACAUGAUUAUCGUACUGAAGGAUGUAGUGCUGAUGCCAUGUAUAAAGCAGAAGAGAAUGGUCAUAUUGAAAUAGUAAACUUUCUACACUUUAAUCGCACAGAAGGAUACACCUCUGAUGAUAAUAGAGAAGAACAAGAAAAUAAUUUAGAUUGCGAAGAUUGGGAAAUCCUUGAUCUCCUCAUAGAUCCUAACUACUAUGGAACAAACAACUAA
Messenger RNA from Cavenderia fasciculata, 1683 nucleotides. RefSeq lists its product as uncharacterized. The transcript has 6 exons. The record is from RefSeq and is a predicted model, not a curated record. Gene Ontology annotation, molecular function: protein binding. The coding region runs from base 1 to 1683 and encodes 560 amino acids. Lineage: Eukaryota; Evosea; Eumycetozoa; Acytosteliales; Cavenderiaceae.